UAGGAGAGUCUCAAAGCCUGGUGUUGGAAGAACCGAUUAAAGCAAAGGCUGAAGCUUGGAGAUGGCGUGGAUAUGGCUGGAAGCAGCAUUGCCGCUCGGAAUUAUCGCCGGAAUGCUCUGCGUAAUGGGCAAUGCUCAGUAUUACAUCCACAAGGCUGCUCAUGGCCGGCCGAAGCACAUCGGCCACGAUAUGUGGGACGUCGCCUUGGAAAGGAGGGACAAGAAGCUCUUGGAGAACCUCGCCGCCUCUUCCUCUGAUUGAAAUCUUUCUUCUCCGGGAAAUUUGGCCAUCUUAGUCACAAAGAAGGAAUAAAAUUGUACGCAUGAUAACUGGAGGCUAAGGAGAAUCUGCAGUCAAGUCUGUUUCUACUUUAAUGUGUCAAUUGCACAGAUUUGUGAAAUCUUGAAACUGUUCAACUGAUGCUUGCUAAUGUUGAGAUUAUCAAAUGCUUUUGUUCGAGAUUUUUAGUACUCCUUGUCUGUUUUCAUUUUACUAAUAUGCUUGUUGUUCCUACCACCAUUCAUGGGGUUAUUUGGUCUCACGUUUCAUGAGAUUCUUAAACAG
Molecule: messenger RNA, 565 nt
Organism: Rubroshorea leprosula
Lineage: Eukaryota; Viridiplantae; Streptophyta; Magnoliopsida; Malvales; Dipterocarpaceae
Source: the annotation of a GenBank genome assembly